Drosophila mauritiana is the source of this 893-nucleotide messenger RNA. Its product is annotated as UPF0389 protein CG9231. The coding region runs from base 90 to 467 and encodes 125 amino acids. The transcript is spliced from 2 exons. The record is from RefSeq and is a predicted model, not a curated record. NCBI's taxonomy places the organism in Eukaryota, Metazoa, Arthropoda, Insecta, Diptera, Drosophilidae.
GUUAUGUUAGCAGCCACUGUAAAUCGAAUUGCAUAAAAUUACCAUUCUUCUUUCGCAAGAUAACUUGUGAAAUCAUUAAAUAAGGCAAUAUGCUAAGCAAAACGGGGUUCAUUGGCGCCAUGGUGCGAAGGUCCUUCGGCACCAGUCAAAUGUUGCGAGAAACGAUCAAAAACCACGAGCCUAACAAUCUGGAGCGCCGUAUGUUGGUCUGGACCGGCAAAUACAAGUCGCAGUCCGAGAUUCCCAAUUUCGUUAGUCAGGAUGUCAUGGAGCGCUGCCGCAACAAAAUGCGCAUCCGCCUGGCCAACAUAAUGAUCGCACUCACCGCCGUGGGAUGCGCCAUUAUGGUGUACAGUGGCAAGCAGGCCGCCAAGCAAGGAGAGUCCGUCACCAAGAUGAAUCUCGAGUGGCACAAGCAGUUCAAGGAGUCUCAGCAGAGCGAAGGAUCUGCCCCGGCCGCCAAAUAGAAAAUCACUCCGAAAUUCCUCACUCGCCCAGUAAUAUUACAAUUGGCCAGGCUUUCAUUUUCUGUUCCAAAGAAGAUUGGCUAAAAAUGGCCUUCAAAGAUUUUGCGAAUAAUCAGUUGGUCUAAAUUUCGAUUUUAGUUGGUCUGAAGAUUGAAAAUUUUCCUUUUUUUAAAUUUAGAUUUUUAUGUUUGAUUUGAAUGUGUGCGUUCAACUAAACAAAAAUCCAUUUUGUAUACUCAUAAUUAACCCAAUUGGCCAAUAAACUAUGGAAUGGAAAAUGUUUGCAGGGCCAAAUCUUUAGUGAAUUUUUCCGCUUAGAAAGCACUUUGCCAUUAGCAUGUGAACAAGCCGUAUCCUCCUUGAUAGAUAUUCAGUGAUAUUUGCAAUGUUGUAUUAUCAAAAAUAAAAAAUAUUUUAUGAAAAACA